AUGGAAAGGCCCCUGGAGGAGAGGGAUGAGUCCCCGGACUUUCAGGUCCACGCCACUGACUGGAGAUUUGCUGUGUGCAGUUUCAUGGAUGCCUGGGAUGAGGAGGAGCCCACCCCCCACACGGAGGUUAAGGAUCCCAGAACUCCAAAACCACCAGCAGGGGAACCUAAGGGUGAAGGGUUACAGGGCAGCCUGCUGUCUGGGGAGUUUCAGUCACCCCCAGAACUGAUGGCUGCAGAUGGGUCAGGGAAUGGCAAGAAGGGCACAUCAGAAGGUUCCUCAGCCCAGUCAGAGGACCCAGCCUCUUCUGGAGUGGAGAGCCUCCUAUGCCCCAUGUCAUUCCACCUCAGCCUGGUAGAGGGUGGGAGUGACAGCCAAGGGGGAGACUUGGCAGGGGACCCAGGCGGGGUGGUGGCAGUCAGCCUGGGCCUUGAGGAGUUGGACAGUGACCCUGUGGACCUUGGAGACCCUUUGUCAGAGACAGCAUCAGAGCUGCCGGAGGCAGAUCCCAGCGGAUCCUGUCCCCCCACGUCCACUGACUGCCUCUUGGCCCAAGACCUUGCUUUUGAGCUGCUGGCCAGUGGCAUGGCCACCUUGCCAGGGACUCGGGAUGCAGAAGGCCGGGCAGUGCUGCUUCUGUGCGCCCACAGCCCAGCCUGGCUUCACCCCAAGUGCAGCAGCCAUGAGCUUGUCCGCCUCCUGCUCUACCUGCGAAGCAUUCCCAGGCCCGAAGUACAGGCUCUGGGACUGACUGUGCUAGUGGAUGCCCGCAUUUGCUCCCCAAGCUCUUCCCUUUUCUGGGGGCUUAGCCAACUGCAGGAAGUAGCUGCAGGGUCUGUGCACCAGGUGCUGCUAAUGGGAAGGAUGCCAGAGGAAGUGCCUUCCGGGCUGCAGCUGGAGCACGUGCCCUCUCAUCACAGCCUGCUGACCCACAUCCCUACCACAGUGUUGCCCACUUCGCUGGGAGGAGGCCUGCCUUAUUGCCAUCAGGCCUGGCUAGACUUCCGGAUGCAUCUAGAAGCUCUACUGCAGAGCUGCCAGGAGGUUUGUGCCCUGCUCCAGGGGGCCAUUGAGAGCAUGAAGGCGAUACCCUGGCCCAUGGAGUCUGGGGAAGUCAGCCAGCUGCUACGGCAGGUACGGGUCCUGAUGCAGCAGGUGCUAGACUCGCCACGGCUGACAUGGCUGCAGUGCCAGGGGGGCUUGGAGCUGGCAUGGUUGAAGCAGGAAGUCCCAGAGGUUACCUUGAGCCCAGACUACAGGUUGGCUGUGGAUGACGCUGACAAGCUGUAUGGCCAUGUGGAUAGACUGCUGCACCAACUGACCCUGCAGAGCAACCGGCGAGUCCAUGCUCUGGAGUUGGUACAGGCGCUGGAGGCCCAGGAGGGUGCACUGCACCAGAUUGAAGUGUGGCUACAGCAGGUGGGCUGGCCAGCACUGGAGGAGCCAGGGGAGUCCUCACUGGACAUGCUGCUCCAGUCCCAAGGUUCUUUUCAGGAGCUGGACCAGGCUGCCCAGGAGCAGAUCAGGCGUGGGGAGAAGGUUCUACAGCCCCUGGCUGGCUGGGAGGCGGCUGAGCUGGGCUCCCCUGGGGCCCGCUUUCUGGCCCUGAAAGCCCAGCUGACUGAAUUCUCCAGGGCUUUGGCCCAGCGGCGCCAGCGGCUGGCAGAUGCUGAGAGGCUGUUGAGAUUCUUCAAGCAGGCCUCGACAUUGGCUGAGGAGGGCCAGCGAGUGUUGGCAGAGCUGGAGCUGGAGCCCCCAGGGGUCGUGCUACAGCAGCUGCAGCUGCACUGGACCAAGCACCCUGACCUGCCUCCUGCCCACUUCCGAAAGAUGUGGGCUCUGGCCACAGGGCUGGGCUCAGAGGGCAUCCGCCAGGAGUGCCGCUGGGCCUGGGCGCGGUGCCAGGACACCUGGCUGGCCCUGGACCAGAAGCUAGAGGCUGCACUGAAGGCACCACCGACGGGCAGCAGAAGCAGCCUGUGUGUCAGCAGGGUCCUCGCUGCACAUGCCAUCCCUCCUCUAAGGAAGGCGUACAGCUUUGAUCGGAAUCUGGGGCAGAGCCUCAGUGAGCCUGCCCACCACUGCCACCAUGCUACCACUGCAGCUGCCUGCCAUCGACCAGAGGCUGGAGGUGGUGCCCAGCCUGGGUCAUCCCCCACUGUGCCUCCACCAGGCACCUCUGAGCCUAGGAGCCCCAACAGGCUACAGCUGGUGCUGGCAGAGAUGGUGGCCACGGAGCGGGAGUAUGUCCGUGCCCUUGACUACACCAUGGAGAACUACUUCCCCGAGUUGGAUCGCCCUGAUGUGCCCCAGGGCCUCCGUGGCCAGCGCGCCCGCCUUUUUGGCAACUUGGAGAAGCUGCGGGACUUCCACCGCCAUUUCUUCCUGCGGGAGCUGGAGGCCUGCACCCGGCACCCGCCCCGAGUGGCCUAUGCCUUCCUGCGCCAUAGGGUACAGUUUGGGAUGUAUGCGCUCUACAGCAAGAAUAAGCCUUGCUCCGACGCCCUGAUGACCAGCUAUGGCCACAUGUUCUUCAAGGAUAAGCAGCAAGCGCUGGGGGACCACCUGGACCUGGCCUCCUACCUGCUAAAGCCCAUCCAGCGCAUGAGCAAGUAUGCGCUGCUGCUGCAGGAGCUGGCGCGGGCCUGCGGGGGACCUGUACAGGAGCUUAGUGCCCUGCGGGCGGCACAGAGCCUUGUGCGCUUCCAGCUGCGGCAUGGCAACGACCUGCUGGCCAUGGACGCCAUCCAGGGCUGUGACGUUAACCUCAAGGAGCAGGGGCAGCUAGUGCGACAAGAUGAGUUCACGGUCCACGCUGGGCGCCACAAGUCCCUGCGCCGCGUCUUCCUCUUUGAGGAGCUGCUCCUUUUCAGCAAGCCUCGCCGCGGGCCCACAGGCAUCGACACAUUCACCUACAAGCGCUCCUUCAAGAUGGCAGACCUGGGCCUGACUGAGAGCUGUGGGGAUGGCAACCUGCGCUUUGAGAUCUGGUUCCGCCGUCGUAAGGCCAGGGACACCUUUGUGCUGCAGGCCACCAGCUCGGCCACUAAACAGGCCUGGACCACUGACAUCUCUUGCCUGCUCUGGAGGCAGGCUGUCCACAAUAAGGAGGUACGCAUGGCUGAGAUGGUGUCCAUGGGUGUGGGGAACAAGGCCUUCCGGGACAUUGCCCCCAGCGAGGAAGCUAUCAAUGACCGUACCAUCAACUGUGUCCUCAAGUGCCGAGAAGUUCGCUCUCGGGCCUCCAUUGCUGUGGCCCCGCUUAACUAUGACAGCCCCUACCUGGGGGCCUCCAACUCCCUUCCUGGAGACCUUGCCUCUUCUUCUGUACUGGGGCCCCUCAACCUGCACCUGUACAAAGACCCAGCUCUUCUGGGCCUCCGCUGGCCCCUGUAUCCCACCAACUUCCCAGAGGAAGCAGCGCUGGAGGCUGAAGCAGAGCUGGGCAGCCAGCCCUCUUUGACUUCUGAGGACUCAGAGGUCUCGUCGCAGUGCCCAUCAGCCAGUGGCUCCAGUGGCUCCGACAGCAGCUGUGUGUCAGGGCAGGCCCUGGGCACGGGCCUCGAGGACUUGUCCUAUGUGGAGCUGGAGGCAGGUCUGAGCCCAGGCUUGAAGAUGGACAGCGGAUCCAGCAGCCUGUGGUUCCAAGGAACAUCCCCCUCUCUCUGGAUCUGCUAUAACCGGGGUGUGGCUGGCCCCGGGCCCUCCCCGCCGACAUGGACAGCCCUGCUGACUACCCUUUCUGAUAUCUGUCCCCACUGGACAGACCACAGAGCGCCUCUCUGGGAAAGUCUGGCUGCACUGCCUGAAUGA
Messenger RNA from Trichechus manatus latirostris (Florida manatee), 3813 nucleotides. It is a transcript of the gene PLEKHG4, whose product is annotated as pleckstrin homology and RhoGEF domain containing G4. Gene Ontology annotation, molecular function: guanyl-nucleotide exchange factor activity. The record is from RefSeq and is a predicted model, not a curated record. The transcript has 22 exons. NCBI's taxonomy places the organism in Eukaryota, Metazoa, Chordata, Mammalia, Sirenia, Trichechidae. The coding region runs from base 1 to 3813 and encodes 1270 amino acids.